Cucumis melo (muskmelon) is the source of this 598-nucleotide messenger RNA. Its product is annotated as ethylene-responsive transcription factor ERF098. NCBI's taxonomy places the organism in Eukaryota, Viridiplantae, Streptophyta, Magnoliopsida, Cucurbitales, Cucurbitaceae. The record is from RefSeq and is a predicted model, not a curated record. Bases 79 to 459 code for a protein of 126 amino acids. Gene Ontology annotation, molecular function: DNA-binding transcription factor activity; DNA binding. Gene Ontology annotation, biological process: ethylene-activated signaling pathway; regulation of DNA-templated transcription. The transcript has a single exon.
AUUUUCCUUUUGUCUACUUUUAGUUGUCAAGAACUCAUAUAAAAAGAGGUUGGUGAUUUUUAUACAUCACCAUGCAAAAUGGACGAGGAAGGGAAGUCUAGCAAUGAUCAAGGUGGUGAGGUUCGAUACCGUGGUGUACGGCGUCGACCUUGGGGAAAAUUUGCUGCAGAGAUUCGUGAUUCAUCGAGACACGGUGCUCGAAUUUGGCUUGGAACGUUCAACACGGCGGAGGAGGCAGCUCGAGCUUAUGACCGAGCUGCAUAUAUGAUGCGUGGUCAUUUGGCUGUCCUGAAUUUCCCUAAUGAAUAUCCUUCUCUUGGUGGGAGUUCUUCAGCUUCUAGCUCUUCUUCAUCUGCUGCAGCUCCAAGGGUUCAAGGGCAAGUGAUUGAAUUGGAAUAUCUUGAUGAUAAGGUGCUUGAGGAGCUACUUGAGUAUGAGGAGAAAAGGAAGAAGAAGUGAAAUCUAUAUAAAUCACAUUUAAAAUAAUAAAGUGCCUUUGAGUAAAGGAAUGAAAUAUGAUAACGUAGCUAACUUGGGGAAUUUGUGUCUAUCAAUAAUUGUGUGCUGUAAUAUCCCCAACUGUUGGUCUAUAUAAUUA